Molecule: messenger RNA, 1512 nt
Organism: Bipolaris maydis ATCC 48331
Lineage: Eukaryota; Fungi; Ascomycota; Dothideomycetes; Pleosporales; Pleosporaceae
Product: CoA-transferase family III domain-containing protein
Molecular function (GO): catalytic activity
Source: RefSeq, a predicted model, not a curated record
AUGCAGCCGAAGCCGUACUCUGUGAGCCGAGAGGCCGACCGCAUCUUUCGUGAACAUCUCCUCAAGGACAAGCGACUGCAAAUUCCCUCUAAAGUAGUGGCCCUGGCAGGCAAGACAUUAAUUGACGCGCCUAAUACAAUCGAUACCGCCUAUUUGCCGGUGCCGUUCAAGUUCACCGAGAGCAGCGCCGCCCUAUGGGCACUCGCAACCACCUUUGGCAAUGCCAUAGUGCAGGAGCGAUUCGGCAUAUCGCAAACCGCCCACAUCAAUACCGAUGUUGCAACCCUGUUUCUCAUAUCUGCUGAACUUGCCACUGUCGACGGCAAGCCACUCAAUGACCCCGAGCUCGUUCCUAGACUCCUCAAGGACGACCGUUUCUUCCAUCUCCACGGUAGCAUGAAUCUGGACAGGUCGCUUGCCAUGAUCGGCUUGCCACCCAGCUACGACACGGCUUCUUCCCCUGAGGACAUCUUCCAGUUAUACGCGUCCAAGAUGGUCGAGUUUGACGCUGACUGGCUUGACACCGAGGCAAAUGAGUACUGGCGCCAGGCUGGAACUGUGUGCCUCCCAGAAGAUGAGUUCCACGCCAGUGCUCAGGGCAAGGCCAUUCAAAACGACGGGCUCUACCUCGUCCAGCCAUCAGACGUAGGCAUUCUUGGGCCUGUUCCCUAUCCAAAUGUCCAAGACGCCAGCCGUCGCCUACUCACCUCGCAGCCCGACAUGAGACCGGUCCUCGUCGAGGGCAACCUUGGCAAGCGCGAUGUAUCUCUCGACCUGAAAUCCGAAAAAGGUCGCCAGACGCUGCGACAGCUCAUCCUCGACGCGGACAUUGUGCUUGACGGCUACCGGCCCGGCGCCCUGGAGCGUCUCGGCUUUGGUGAGUCCUACAUACUCACCCUAGCCAGGCGGCGUGGGCGCGGAAUCAUUGUCGUUCGCGAAAAUUGCUACAGAUGGCACGGCCCGAUGGCCUCACGAUCAUGUUGGCAGCAGAUCUCCGACUGCUUCACGGGCGUCUCCUGGGGGAUGGGCGAGUUCCUGGGCCUCAAGGAGCCCAUUGUGCCGCCGCUGCCAAACUCGGACUACCAGACGGGCAUCGUAGGCCUGCUCGGCGUCCUGGCUGCCGUGGACAAAAGGGCGAACGAGGGAGGUAGCUACACCGUCGAUGUCUCCCUGAACCAGACUAACCAAUUUCUUCUAAGUCUAGGCAAACUCCCUCCAGAGGUCCAGGCCAGUCUGCGCGCGCUGCAUCCUGACUUUGCGCCCCGCCGCUCAGAUGACAUGGGAGCCCUCAUAACCAAGUAUCUACAGACAGCAUGCACAAAUACGCCAACGUUAUUCAAGCCCAGGUAUUUCAACCAAAGGGAGAGUAACUAUGGUCGAGCAGACGGAAAGCUCGAGAUGCUUAGAUUCGUUACGUCUCCGACUAAUUUGGAUGUCACAGCGCUUGGAUACGAUGUUGGCAGUUGUUUCCACGGCGCGUACGCCCCUGAGUGGCCUGUCCAAAGUGCCUGA